AUGACCACCAAAAAAGUCGUCCAAUUUGUUAUACGUGAGAUGAAACUGUCCGAUGAGGCAGAGCUACAGAGUUUGUGGAAAACGGUAGGCUUUUCGCCGAUGUCAUGCGGUAUCGGUAUCUACAGGCGUGUCCACACUAGCGGACUAUUUGUAGCUCAGGAUGUCGACACAGAGAAAAUUAUCGGCUUUUGUCGUGGUGUCCACGCGCGACAUGAUCUCGGCUACAUUGGCUUCUACUGUGUACAACCGGAACUCCAGGGACAGGGCAUCGGACACGCAAUUUGGUCCAAAGCCAUGAACCACAUCGGCGACCGAAAUGCCAGUCUGUUUGCUUUCAAUGAAAAAAUGGGUGAACUUUAUCGGACUAAAUGCGGCUUUACUUAUGUACCCAAUAGACGAUUGGUUCAUAUGACUGGUCAAGUGGUGGUCAACGAUAGUGUUGUCAAUAAAGUUAUUGACGGCAUAACUUUGCAGCCGUUUACCGAAGAUAUAGUGCCGACAAUAGUCAAAUAUGAUGMUCAUGUAUGCGAUGGUUUAGAUCGACGGAUACUCAUUGAAGAGCUGAGCAAAGCAUCGGAUACGUGGUGUUUAGCCGCUGUUGAUGAACACCGUGAGGUCGUAGGCUAUGUUGCAAUGUAUGCAACGGUUUUGGGUGUCACCAAAGUUGGACCACUGUAUGCCAAUAGUGCCGAUAUAGCCGAGCUUUUGGUUAACGCGUGCUUUCAAAGCGUGCCAUCCAAAUACACACAUAACAUACUUUACACGUGUUGGACGACAAAUCCAACAGCAAUAGACAUAGCAAAACGUAUGGGACUUAUCUAUCAAAAAGAUCGACCAUUUCUACUGACACGACAUAACUAUGAGGGACAACAUAUAGAUAAACAAUUUUGCAUUUCUGAUAACUUUUUGUAUCCUUUUUAA
Oppia nitens is the source of this 921-nucleotide messenger RNA. RefSeq lists its product as uncharacterized. The record is from RefSeq and is a predicted model, not a curated record. The transcript is spliced from 2 exons. The coding region runs from base 1 to 921 and encodes 306 amino acids. Gene Ontology annotation, molecular function: acyltransferase activity, transferring groups other than amino-acyl groups. Lineage: Eukaryota; Metazoa; Arthropoda; Arachnida; Sarcoptiformes; Oppiidae.